AUGGGUGCCUUCAGCUGGAACACGCGUUUCACGUGGUUUGUGGCUCUCCUGUGGGCGUCAGCUGCCGUGGGAGAUCAGAAAAUUAUCAGCAGCGAAGGAAGUCAAACCCUACAGAAUGACGUGCAGAACGUCCGGCAUCAGCUCCAGAAGGCCGAGAUCAUACCGACCGUCAUUGAUGACUUCGUACCAUCCUUACUUGUGCAAGCAAAAUGGUCCUCCAGCAACAAGGCAGAGCUUGGGAAUACUCUCAAGCCGAAGAAGCUUCAAGACGCACCUUCGAUCAAGCUCGCUCCGCCCAAGGACGACUUUAACUGCCAAUCGGAAACAACCUACGUAGUUACUCUUACAGAUCCCGACGCACCCUCCCGCAAUGAUCCCAAAUGGUCUGAGAUGUGCCAUUGGAUCGCCACCGGCGUGUCUGUGCCAUCCGGCUACAGCAGGGUCUGUUCCGGACUUGAGAUCGCCUCGCUCCACGAUCUGAUCGAGUACAAACCUCCUGGACCACCUCCAAAGACGGGCAAGCAUCGAUAUGUACUGCUUGUGUUCGCUCCGGCCAACGGGACUACAGACAAGCUACACUUGUCGAAGCCCAGAGACAGACAGCACUGGGGCACCGGAAAGGAGAGGCACGGUGUACGUGACUGGUCCGCUGAGAACGGGCUGCUUCCCGUCGCCAUGGCUAUCCCUCAGCUCAGCCGAUUGCCAGCUCCAAGCUCGAGGCAGACAUCUGGCCGGCUUCCCGUUCCCAGCAAAGCCGCUUCCACAAGCAUCCCCCGAGCUAGUGGUCUGAAGCAGGCCGAUAUCGCGAACCAGAUGAAGACGCAGAAGCACGGAGACACGGGAAAGAAGAGAGCCGUUGCUGGCAAAGGCAGCAGUGUGACUUGUCCCAGGCCCUUUGUGGUGCCUGGCGCUAGGUUACCUCCCCGCAAGUUUCCCGCUCCGGCUAUCACAAAACCGACACAGGCUGGGCCGAGUAAGCUGCCGGGACCUUCAUCGGGCCUGCGGAGGCCCACGGCACACCAUGCUGUUGCGAACAAGCCUGCAUUGCACAGGCCUGCCCUGCAGAGAUCCAAGCAACAGUCACAGCCGGCAGCACAGGUUCUCGUAUCAAGCGCCAAGCACCAUACCGAGCUUCUCCCGGUCAUUGAGAAGAUGCCCAAGGGCCCGAUAGCAUCACCCGAGAGGGAGAUAUUCAACGCCAUCUACCGGAUCUACCUGAUGAGAGUGCUCGAAAGAGAUGGGAGACGGCGCCGGGAGCUGGACGAGAGGCUCGGUUACUUUCGGGGCAGGUACCCGCAGUAUUUUGAGUUUCUCUGUGAAUGCAAUCAGUGCCCCUGGUCAAAGGAUGAAAAGACGUUUGGCAGAUAUGCAUCGGUGUCUUCUUAG
Molecule: messenger RNA, 1386 nt
Organism: Thyridium curvatum
Lineage: Eukaryota; Fungi; Ascomycota; Sordariomycetes; Thyridiales; Thyridiaceae
Exons: 4
Coding region: 1-1386 (461 amino acids)
Biological process (GO): regulation of proteolysis; regulation of Ras protein signal transduction
Molecular function (GO): peptidase inhibitor activity; phospholipid binding
Source: RefSeq, a predicted model, not a curated record